Oncorhynchus masou masou (cherry salmon) is the source of this 817-nucleotide messenger RNA. RefSeq names its product SPT4 homolog, DSIF elongation factor subunit (gene supt4h1). The transcript is spliced from 5 exons. The record is from RefSeq and is a predicted model, not a curated record. NCBI's taxonomy places the organism in Eukaryota, Metazoa, Chordata, Actinopteri, Salmoniformes, Salmonidae. Gene Ontology annotation, cellular component: DSIF complex; nucleus. Gene Ontology annotation, molecular function: zinc ion binding; RNA polymerase II complex binding. The coding region runs from base 142 to 495 and encodes 117 amino acids. Gene Ontology annotation, biological process: regulation of transcription elongation by RNA polymerase II; transcription elongation-coupled chromatin remodeling.
AAAACUGUGACCCGUAACCCGGAAGUACUUAUUUCAUCUUGCCAGUUUAACAGCGGUGAAAAUCAAAACAACGCCUUUGAAAAGCUUUCAUUUUAUAGCUUUUACAGAUAUAUUUCUCAAAUAUCAGCUGAUAUUUUCUCAAUGGCGUUGGAAACUUGUCCUAAGGACCUCCGCCAUUUGCGGGCAUGUCUUCUGUGCUCUCUUGUGAAGACGAUUGACCAGUUUGAAUAUGAUGGCUGUGACAACUGUGAGUCGUACCUUCAGAUGAAGGGGAAUCGAGAGAUGGUCUAUGAGUGUACAAGUUCCUCGUUUGAUGGGGUCAUAGCUCAGAUGAGCCCCGAGGACAGCUGGGUGGCCAAGUGGCAAAGAAUCAGUAAUUUCAAGCCUGGUGUCUAUGCUGUGACGGUGACAGGGCGGUUACCUCCAGGGGUGGUAAGAGAGCUGAAGAGCAGAGGAGUGAUCUACAAAUCCAGAGACACCGCUGUUAAGACAUAAGCCUGAUCCUCUCUACAGGGACAGACAGUCAUCUUCAGCACAGCUUCACAGUGCAACAAGACAAACACAGUCUGUGGAGACUGAUGUCGCUAAUGGGUCUUUUCUCUUUGCCAAACACAAGUGCAAAGUCUGAUUUUCGUUACGUGUAAUGUCUCAUAGAACUGUCUUGUUUAAUUUGGUUAUUGUGUCGAUUUUGUUUUCAAUGGGAUGGGUUCACUCUGCUAGAAUAGACAUUCUCAUAUUAUGCUAAAAUAAAAAAAAUAGUAUUUACAAACCUGGAGUGUAUUUAUCAUAAUAAACUCUACAUUUUUUAUAAAAACAA